CAACAACCGGUGCAUACGAACACGAACGAGCGAAGUGACGCGGUUAUGUACGGAAAACAAUCGCGUCGUACGCGGAAAACAUCUUCAAACAUGUAAGAAUCCGUAAGCGCGAGUGCUGUCGCAGUCGAAUUUUACGUUUAUUUUUGUUCUGCGAGAAGCCAGCGAAAACCGUAACGUCGUUUCCCGAGCCCGUCGUUGCGUUUACGAGUCAGGUUUUGUCGUCGGUGACGUACGGUUUUUUCGGAGCACCGAGGCCAAACACGAAUCGACGCACGACGAUGAGCGCGAACAACGUGCAGGCACUCUUCGCGUGUUCCAGAUGCUUUUCGAGGCAUCCGUUCGAGGAGCUUUCCCCGGGACAGCAGUUGUGCAAGGAGUGCAGAGGUGCAUUCCCUGUGGUGAAAUGUACGUAUUGUAGGUCAGAAUUCCAGCAAACGAUAAAGGGUAACACGAGUACGAUAUGUAAAAAGUGUGAGCAGAAUGUGAAGUCUUACGGUAAACCGUCGGCCUGCGAGUAUUGCAAUACCAUAGCUGCGUUUAUCGGCAGUAAGUGUCAACGUUGUACAAAUUCCGAGAAACGGUAUGGACCACCAGUCACUUGCGAACAAUGCAAACAGAAGUGUGCCUUUGACAGACAGGACGAAGAUAAAAAGGUCGAUGGAAAAUUGUUAUGUUGGCUGUGUACCCUGUCUUACAAACGAGCGUUGGCGAAAACGAAACAGUCGGACGCGGACAGAAGGGCACACUUGAAACUGGCACAGCAACGGGCGGCGAAACACAAAGAACAAAAAUUGAAAGGUCACAAUAAAAGACCGCACAGAGUGGACGUUACGAAACUACCGCCCCAACCGGAAAUCGCGGAGACGAAUGGCCCUACUCCGGUGAAAGUGGCGAGGAUGGUCGGUGCCCACGAUCCUCAUGAUCCGAACAGUUCGGACCAUGUGGUCGCGGUCACGCAACUCAAAGAAAAAAUAGCCCACCUUCAAAAACAAAUCACGAUCAAGGACGGGCAGUUACUUGCUAAGGAUAGACAGAUAACGGAAUUGAAGGCGAAAAACUUCACGUCGGAAACGGAGCUGCGCAACAAAAUGAAGGCCACGGAGAAGGAGUACGAGAACAAGGUAUCGACGAUGCAAUUGAAGAUCUCCACAUUGUUGAAGGAGGUUGCCUCGUUGUCGAAGAGUUCGAAACGGGGCGACAGACUGGCUGCCACGAAAACGGAAGCCGGGACCAACAGUGGAAGCGGAACAGACAGUCCUGUACCUUUCUAAGGCAAGGUAGGGAAUCGAGGCAAUCUACGGAAUGACAAUCGACGAAACGUCACUGGAAACCAUCGCCCGCGAUUCGAGAUUGCACUUCGAGCGUAAUAAAAAAAUAUACUUGCAACAUCGAUCCGUUCAUCGUUAACACUUCUGCGACCGAGGCCAGGAACACCGCCAGGCGUCUUCUAGAACAACGUUUCUCAGACCGGCUUCAAGCACCGAGCCGCGUGAUCAUUGUCGAUAGGUCGUGCAGCGAUUCUCGUCAGCUCCGAACCCUUUGGUACACGAAUUAUUAUUAUUUUCGGCGAUCCGUAGAGCCAUCGGACGCAACCACCAGAAAGUGUGUGCAUCCUCUUUGAAUUUCCACGAGUUUUGUCUCGGAACGUUCUCAAUUUUAUCAAAGAACAUGGUUCCUUGACUGUAAUUUUGAAGACUAUAGUAUCCUCCGUUUCUGGAAAGGCUGUUCUAGGACCCUUCGGGUCGCCAAUAGUCCAAAAAGUAUCGUUUGUACGUCCAAGAUGGCGAAAGUGUUAAGUCCGACGAUCGUUAAUGUACAUCUGUGUUCUGUUCAACGGGUAGAAAAACGAACGUAGAAUUUCCUCUGGUAUAUACCGCAGGUCUCUGUUUCCAGUGUCGUUACCGCGGCAUAGAUUUCAUAUGCAGGCCUAGACUCGCCACCGGACGUCAACACCGUAGAAUCGAAGCGCGAUCAGUCCUCGUGUUUUUCACUUUUUUCCCUUCGCCUCCACGGUCUCGACGGCGUUGGUCGUCAGCGUCCCGCGCGUAUUUCUCGACGAAUAGACCGCUAACAGCGUGUGUAAUUUUCACGUUUUAGGCAUGAGGCAUUCGGUAAAACGCCGCGAGUCUUCCACGUUGCCUGUUUACGUAACCGCAGAACAAAGUUCGGCGUGCGAAGGCCUUGUCGAAGGAUUCACUCCUCCCUGACGACCCUUUACGUUUCUUUUCUUUUUUUUUUUUUCGUUUCUUUUUUCUUUUCUGUAUAUUUUCGCGUUUCGCUGCAAUGGGGAAUUAAAAACACACGCACACGUACACUCUUGCGCGCACCCAUUCGCUCUUUCUCUUCUGCUUCUUUCUUUUUUUUUUUUUUUUAAAGCUGCCUUAAAACUUACGACGCGGCGAAGUUAACGUUUCCCGAUAAGAGAGAUUCGAAAGCUGAAAAGGGUGACGGCGGAGCAAUGGAAGAUACCAACUUAACCGGAAAGAAAAUGAGAAAAUAGAAAAAAAGAAAGUGAAAUAGAAAAACGACUUCAGUUCCGUUAGAAAUCUUACGACGAGCACCAUGACGUUUGCAGGAACCAUAGAAGUUGUCGCGUUCCAAGCUAAACGGAUAGACGACGGAUGUGUGUGUGUGUGUGUGUGUGUGUGUGUGUGUGUGUUAUACUUCGGUUGCUUUGGAUUUCAUUUCAGAGAAAUUCUGUCUGUGUGUGUGUGUGUGUUUAUUUUUAUUUUUUUUUCCGUUCUUUGUUCUCCCCUGCUUUGUCGAAACUGAGGCUUCGGAAAAAGGAAGAAGUUAUCCCAGGUUUCGUGUUCCUGUUUUUCUGGAUCGUUCGGCUCUUGGAAUCGUAUAUCGCGAUGCGCGCGUAGCUUCUUUAAAAUUCAUUUCUUUUAGACGAUCGAUGAUCGUGCUUAUAUCAGUCUGCGAUACAUCGUUUGCGUCGCCGUCGGCGUCGAGCGGCGCUUCGUCUAUGCGAAAAGUCGCUUGGAAGCAGGGCUUGGGACCGUUUCGAUAUUUUAUAGCUCGUUGUUCGAUGAUUGAUCGGUAUUUGAACGGUAGUUGAAAGUAUUCGAAUGACCAAUGCUUUGAGUAGAUAAGCAUUCGAAUGCCUGAGUACUCGAGUAGACAAGCAUUCGAACGUUCAAUAACCUUCCCGUAUUCGAAUCUAGCAAACUACUCGAGCUUUAUUCGAGUCCCAAAGGCCCAUUUGGUUAGACGCCAGCGAAUCGCCGUUCGACGAUCGACCGUUUUCGCAUGUCUAAUGGUAGGCUGCGCUUUUUCAGUUAUCUCGACUGUCGACUAUCGCGGCGCUUAAAACUUAGUGGAAGUACGAACAGUGGCGAAGUAUCCCACGCGAAAUUGGAAGAUACGAAAUCGCACAAAAGAUGGGUAUCCAGCGUGGAAAAGAAAAAUUUUAGUAACUCCCGUCGAUCACAGUAGCGUUUUCUAAAACGUUCCUAGGUCUAGAUGUUCUCUUUGCGUGCUGGUCGUUUACCUUUGAAUCGAUAAUUGCGAGGGAAAGGCUCGAGCGGACCUUAUCUUUUGAUUAUACACGAAAAUAUCCACGAGACGCAGCCGUUGUAUCAGGAUUCCUCCCUCUUUAACCCCAUUUUUGACUAGAUUUCCCGCGAAUUACUCUUCCACCCUCGAGGCGUGCCCGUGUUUAGUGUGCGCUUUCGAUUGUUCCCGAUUAGAGAAUCGCGCCCGAGUCUUCGAACCACCGAAAGAAAUAAUUCCCUCUUUCUUUCGAAACGAUUUUUCAAGAGAUCGUUCCUCGUCGUAUGGAAAAUUGUGGUCGGCUCGACGAGCCCAAUCCCUUCGUCCCUUUCUGGGAUUAAUUUGUGCGCGAUCGCGAUUGGAUAAGACAGAUAAGGGAACGUUUCUUCGUUAGAGUACGAUCAACCAUGCCGAUUAAAAUCACGGAUCCUCGUAUUAUCGUUUCGCCGGAUCGACGACGAUGGACGACGAAACCGUUCGAAACGAGAAGAAUAGAAAGAUAGGCGGAGGCAUGUGUGUACGAGCUGUGCGCACCUAGUCACCGAUGCUUAAAUACUCGGAACAGCAUUCGAUCUUUGGAAAGGAAAUCCUGUUUUGUAUCCAUACAUUUGUUUCGUUCACUUCGAUUUUUUAAAUCUGAAUGCUACAAGAAAUCAUCGUUCAAAACCACUUGUCAUCUUUCACUGGUAAUAAUCCAUAUAAAAAUUUGAAGAUCUCCAAAAAUUAAUCAGUUUGCUACGAAUUUCAUUCCACCUGUCCAUAUGCACGAAAAAGUUGGGUUACUUUAAAAAUCGAUGCUCUAAGCAUUCACCGAGGUAUAGGUGAACGCGCGCGUGUGUACGCGUGGAGGGGGUGAAAGAAAGAAUUGAAAAAAUCAGACUAUGCUUUCCGUUUCGAAAAUUCCACGAUAAAAGAACGCCUAAAAAAUAUAUAUAUACACACACAUAUAUAUUUAUAUUAAUAUAUAUAUA
Messenger RNA from Hylaeus anthracinus, 4466 nucleotides. RefSeq names its product protein FAM76A. The transcript has 7 exons. Lineage: Eukaryota; Metazoa; Arthropoda; Insecta; Hymenoptera; Colletidae. The coding region runs from base 279 to 1271 and encodes 330 amino acids. The record is from RefSeq and is a predicted model, not a curated record.